Messenger RNA from Sipha flava (yellow sugarcane aphid), 11685 nucleotides. RefSeq names its product dystrophin, isoforms A/C/F/G/H-like. Gene Ontology annotation, cellular component: plasma membrane. Gene Ontology annotation, biological process: synaptic signaling. Gene Ontology annotation, molecular function: protein binding; zinc ion binding. The coding region runs from base 309 to 11468 and encodes 3719 amino acids. The transcript is spliced from 68 exons. Lineage: Eukaryota; Metazoa; Arthropoda; Insecta; Hemiptera; Aphididae. The record is from RefSeq and is a predicted model, not a curated record.
CUCCGAAAGUAACGAUAUUAUGAUGUUAUUGAUAAACGAUGAUCCGGGUCAUAUUUGUCUCAGAGAUAUGGUUCUCGAUUUCACUCAACAUUGACGACGUUAUCCGAAAUAAUCAUCCUGCAGUUUACAUUCCGUGUUUAUCGGUCAGCGUAGUUCGAGCCGUGUGACGGUUUUUUGAAUUAAUCACAAGUGUUAGCAGCGAUGUACGUUGUACCCUCGCAGCGCACGAUGUGACACGACACGGACACCUGUUGCUCAUUUCGCUUGGCGAAUUUUUGUUGUUACUAUACCGUUGCCGGGUGUCACCCAUGAUAAUGGCUACCGUGGACAACAUACUCGUUGAUGAACGUGAAGAUGUUCAAAAGAAAACAUUCACCAAGUGGAUAAAUUCACAAUUAUCAAAAGAAAAUCAUGAAGUUAUAUCAGAUUUAUUUUUGGAUUUACAAAAUGGCACUAAAUUACUUUAUUUGUUAGAAAUUUUAACUAACACACAAAUAAAACCUGAAAAAGGUUGUAUGAGAGUUCAUCACUUAAAUAAUGUAAAUAAAGCUUUACAAAUAUUGGAUCAAAACAAUGUGAAAUUAGUUAAUAUAAGUAGUAAUGAUAUAGUUGAUGGUAGCCCAAAGCUUAUUCUGGGCUUAGUGUGGAGUAUAAUAUUACAUUGGCAGGUUGAUUUUCAUUUAAAAGAAUUAAUGUUGGAAUCACAGCAAACAAAUUUAGAAAAAACUUUGUUAGCUUGGUGUCGUAAAAAUACAGAAGGUUAUGGAGUUGAUAUUAAAAAUUUUACUUCAAGUUGGUCAGAUGGGUUAGCAUUCAAUGCAUUAAUUCACAAAUUUAGACCAGAUCUUGUAGAUUAUGAUUCAGUACUAAAACAACAUCCAAAUGCUAGACUUGAAAAUAUAUUUGCUGCUUCUUAUUCUCAUUUAAAUAUUGAACGUUUGUUAGAUCCUGAAGAUGUUAAUACAUCUGUACCUGAUAAAAAAUCUGUUAUGAUGUAUGUAAUGUGCUUAUUUCAAAGAUUAUCUCAGUAUUCAGAUGACAUAGGAGCUUCAAAAUCUGAGUUGCAAUUUGAUGAUACAUCGAAAAAUACUGAUGAAAGGCCUUUAAGUAUGUUAACAAAUAUUUCUGUUGAGCUUGGUGGUUAUCAAACUGCAUUAGAAGAAGUUUUAACAUGGUUGCUUGAAGCUGAAGAUCGUUUACAUCAGUCAGAAAAAUUACCUGAAGAACUAGAGGGUGUUAGGGAAAUAUUUCACCUGCACGAAAAAUUUCUUAUUGAAUUGAGGCAUCACCAAGAAGGUGUUGGUGUUGUAUUAGAAGAAGGUGCUAAAAUGUUAGCUGAUGGUGGUUUAACUGAAGAAGAAGAAGAAGAAGUUCGUAUUCAAAUGAAAUUGUUAAAUUCACGAUGGGAAAAACUGAGAAUUACUGCCAUGGAGAGGCAAACAAAAAUACAUGAAUGUUUAAUGGGAAUACAGCAAAAACAGUUGGAUGAAUUACGGUUGUGGUUGACACAAACUGAAGAUCGUAUUUCACGAUUAUCUCAAUCAGCAAAAAUGGAUGUUGAUAGUUUACGUUCACAGUUAGAAGAACAUUCUGCACUUCGAGCUGAUUUAAGAAAACAACAAUUAUCAGUUGAUUCGUUAUCCAAUCUUGUUGUGGUUAUCGAUGAAAAUACAUUCACUGAUUCUGUGCAUGUCCAAAUGGAAGAUGAAUUAUCAGCAUUAGGUGAACGUUGGGCUCAUAUUUGUAAGUGGGCUGAAGAAUAUGGUGUUAAGUUACAGACAUUAUUAAUGAAGUGUAGUCGAAUCACAGAGCAAUUAUCAUGGUUACAGUCAUGGUUUGACUCUAAAGAAGUGAGUCUUAAACAUAUGGAAUCCAAACAUGUAACUGAAGUAGCAGAAAUUUUAGAGAGGAUCAAACAAUUACAAACAUUACGUCAUCAGAUGUCAAGUCAACAAAAAAAUAUUAAUCAUCUUCAAACUAAAAUUCAAAAUUUGGAAGAGGAAUUUUUGUAUAUAGAUGAUUCACCAUAUUCAGAAAAAAUAGAAACCCUGCAAGAUAGAUGUGAUGCUUUAGUACAAAUCAUUGAAAUACAAGCUCAAAGAAUAUCUGAUGCUGGAUUUGAAUUUGAUUUAAUAACUAAUUCCCAAACAGAGAAAGCUGAUGAUAAAGUUUUAGAUGAUAAUUCAUUUGAUAGUAAUCUAAAUUUAACAGAAAUUGAAGAAUUUGGUUGGAAACGUAGAAGAAAAGGUGGAUCUUUUCAAGAAGAUGAAUAUGAAAAUGCUACAUCAAAUUUAAGUAACUGGUUAAGAAGAACUCAUAAGCUACUUGAUGAACCAUUAGAAGUAGAAGAACAAGCUGCUUUGUAUGAAGAUAUUAUGUCUGAAAUAGAUUCUCAAAAAUCACAGUUAGAUUUUGCUAGUAAAUUUAUAACAAAUAGUGAAAGUAAUAAUACUCCAUUUCCUAAAUUAGAUGAUUAUAAUAAACUGUGUAAAGAGUUUAAUGAUUUAGAAUCUUCUUUGAUAACAUUCCAAAAUAAAAUAAAAUAUAACAUUGAAAAAAAACAAAUGACAAAAGAAAUGAACAAUUUAAAAUUAAUACUUGAUGGUUACGCUAAAUGGUUAGAUAGUGGAAACUGUACUUUUGAACAAAUAAAGGUAAAAUUAAAAUCACUAAAAUCACUUCAAGAACGUAUAAAUAAAUUAAAUGCUAAUAGUGAACUGUUAGAUCCUGAAGAGUUAUUAAGAAAUGAAAUUCAAAAAUGCUUUACUAGUUGGAAUUUACUAAAUGAAAAAUUUUCUUCUUAUGAAAUACAAGCAAAACUAUCACAAGAAACUAAUUCAAAUACAAAAUUUAAAGAAUCAAAAGAAGAACUUACUGGUUGGAUUAACAAAUUAGAAGGAGUAUUACUGGGUGAACCUGUUCUAAUGAAUUAUUCAAGUGUUUUAACCGAUAAAUUAGAACAACUGAUAGAAAUGCAAAAGUCAAUAAAUGAUCGCCGUGAUACUUUAGAAAUGGUAAAUACACUUGGGCAAGAUAUUUUAGAGAAACUCAACAGUGAAUUGGCUGUAGAAAGACUAACUGAAGACCUUCAAGACUUAAAUACAAGAUGGAGUGAUAUUCCAGUACUUUUAGAUGAACGGAUUAUGAAGUUACAAAAAGAUUUGUUAUUAGUUCGAGAAUUAGAAUCUAAUUUUAGGACAUUAGAAGAUUUAAUGGAACAAAGUGAAGAUCUAUUUAAUUAUUAUAAUUCUCAAAGUGAUCAACCCGAUUUAAAAAUGAUUAAUGAUGUUUGUGAUUCUGUAUCUCAGUUAUAUGAGAAGCUUCAUGUUGAUAUGAAAAACAUUUUUGAGUAUUCUGUGGAUUCUGAAUUCAAGAUUCAAAUGAAUCAGAAAUUAGAGUCUAUUGAAGAAAAAUUAAAUAAAAUUGUGAAAUUUAAGGAAGAUAUUGCUAUUGAAGGAUUAAAAACUUUAGAAAAUGAUUUCACUGAAAUCAAAAAAUGUGUAUCUGAAGUUGAAAAAUGUCAUUCUUAUCGAGAUAAUGAUCCUGUGGGUUCAGCUGGUGAACUUAUUAAAUUAAAAAACAAGUAUCAUACUUUACAUGAUAAACUUUUGGAGAAAAAACCAAAAUUAGAAAAACUUGAAAAAAGUCAAGAUGAUAACAUCAAGAUCUUAAUUUUAAAAUGGAAUAAAGUUUUUGAUGGUGUGCAACUUAUUCGAAAUCGUUUGCAACAAGAUGUACAGCUUCACUCUGAGUUUAAAGUUUUAAUGUCUCAAGAAAAUGUAUGGCUUGAUAAAUUGGAUAAAUGUCUUAAAAAAAGUGUGAAAACUAUAGCAACAGAUGCUGAAGAAAUAUCUGAAGAGCUCGAUGAUUUAGAAAAUUGUCUUAGAAACCAUCCACAAUCUAGAGUUGAUCGAUUGAAUGAAAUUGGGUCUAUUUUGACUGAUCAUAAUGUCAUGUUGUCAAGUAUUAAAGUAGAUUUAGCAAAAGUUACUUCACGUUGCAAAAAACUUACGACUCAAGCAGAGGAUAAAAUUAAGCGUUUAGAAGAGAGCAUUGAACAAACACAAAAAUCUGAAAAUUGCAUUGCUGAAUUUCAACAAUGGCUUGAAACUACUGAUCAACAACUUACAUCUCGUAUACAAAAUGAUUUUUCACCUCAAGAUCUACCUAAUGAUGUUGAAAGAUUAUCUAAAGAAUUCCAAAACCAAGCUAAAUUAUUGCAUGACAUGGAAGAGCAGAUAUGCAAUUAUGAAAUAGCAAAUAAAAAAGAAGUAGCAAAUCGUUUGAAGGAUCAAUUAUCUUUAUUAAAAAAACGUUUUUAUCAAUUAGAAGAGAAAUUUGAAAGAUAUCAAUCUCCUGGAGAUUUACCUACUCGUGUUUCUAGAGUCUUGAGAGAAUUACAGUCCAUUGAAAAUACUAUAUGUCUUUUAGAAUUAGCAUCUGAUGAUCCUGAUAGCAUUAAAGGCCAACUGGAACAGUCUAUGAAAAUGAGUUCUACUUUAGAAAUUUUAAAAAAUGAAGUGGACUUUGUGAUAAGUUCAAAUGAAACUUAUGAGAAUCAAUUACAAAUUGAAACCAUUAAUCAGUUAUAUUCUAAAUUGACUACAGAUAUUUCUAAUACAAAAUCUAAACUAGAAAAAGGAUUAAACAUUUUGCAUUUUCUUGACAAUAAUAUUAAUAGUUUUGCAAAUUGGUUAAAUGAAGUGGAACAAAAACUGAAUGAAAUUGAAAAUAAUCACUCACCAGAGACACAUUUUGAUGUCCAAUUACAAUUUAUUAAACAUACUUUAGAAGUAGAUUGUAAAGAGUGGGAAAAAGUUCAGAAUUCAAUUAAUUCUCAUUACAUUGAAUUUGAAUCUCUUAAAGAUCCCCUAUGUGAAGAUAAUACUUACCGUGAACGUAUGGAUAUUAUUUUUAAUAGAUGGACAAUAGUUUUGAAAAGACUUCAAAAUAAUUUAACACAACUGGAGGAUAAAUCUAAUAUGACUUGUGAACAAUUGGAAAAAAAUCUUAAUAAAUCCACAGAAUUAAAUGAAAAAUAUGUUCCCAAGAUAAUGAUUACUGAAGAAAAAAGCAAAAAAGAUCACCAUUCAUUAAUGCAGUAUAAUGAUGAAGAAGAUACAUUUCAACUGACUAAAAACAGUAUGUUAUUUUCACAAGUAUCUCAAGUAGAUCCUAAGUUUUUGCAAUCUUUUGUAAAACCUAAAUGUGAAAAUAAUACACAAGAGUGUGUCAUGGUUGAGAUUAAAGAACAUGAAAUAUUAAAGUCCAGUGUUAUUAGUCAUGGUGAAGUUACUGCAAUUCAACGUGUAGUUCCUGAGGGUUAUGCAGAAAUGGUUGAGUUAUCUGAGGAUACUGAAACAGAUGCAGAUGAAACAGACGAGGAGAAAUGGCCUCAAAUUGUAUACAGAAGAAAAAAUACAGAAAAAAAAUCAUGUUUAAGUCCUUGUGAAAUUUUAGUCAAAAGACAAAAACUGGCAUCAGAUGAAUCACUUAAAUCUAGUUUAGAAAGCUUACAUAGUAAGGAGUAUAUGGCUUCCUUAGAAGAAGAACAAAAAGAGCACUCUGAUUCAUUGUGUGUUAAAGUAAAUAAGACUCAUCAUACUACUAUUACUGCUUGGCAAAAUCCUGAAUCAGAUGAUCAUAAAGAAGUUAUAUUACUUAAAGAAAUAGAAAUGUCAAAUACAUACAGAAUUAUUGGAACAGAUCAAGAUAUAAAAAUUUUAAAUUCACCUAAAAGUAUUGCUGAAGAUAAUGAUAGUUUUUAUGGAAGUGACAAAGAAACAGAUGAUAUAGUAGUAUUUUCUGAUGACGAAGAACUAAAUAGUAAUUUUGAAGAUUGCAGUUCAUCUGAUGAAGAACAAAUAAGCAAGGGUAAUUUAUUUGUGAAACAAAAAAAAGAAAUUUCAAUAAGUUCUAAAUUAUCGAAUAAUUCAUUGAUUAAAAACAUUGAUGUAGAUAUUGAAAAAUAUGAAAAUGAAGCAAAGUUAAUGUUAACUAGGAUGGAAGUUACUUUAAAAGAUCUCCGCAAAUUAAAUACAGAAUCUGAUCCAAAUAAACGUUUUGAGUCUGUUGAACAAGAAGUAAGCAAUAUAGCACCUGAUGCUGCUACAUUAAUAAGUAAAGGUGAUAGUCUUAUACUUGCCAGUCACACGGAAGAUCCUUCAAGAGCAAGUACUUUGUGUACUUUAAUUCAAGACAGACUUAGAGUUAUGUGGACUCAUAUUAUGUCAGAAAUAGAGAUAGUAAAACUACAAACUCAAAUGUUAGAGAAACAAGUACAUUCAUUCAAUAAAAUUACUCAAGAUAUUGAAAAUUGGAUAAAUCAUAAGCAUAACAAUACAGAGGUAUUUGAACGAGAAAUUAAUAAUAAAUAUGCUAAUUUAUUAGAAAUGGAUGAAGUUAUAUCAGAUAUUGAAGCAUUAUGUUAUAAUAAGGAUGCUGUUGGUAAAAUGCGAUUAAAAAUUGUAGAACUUAAUAAUAAACUGAAUAAACUGAGUCCCUUGUCUCAACCACAAAAUGUUAAUGUUUCUGAAGAAGUUUUAUCUGAAAUAAAUGAUAUAAGAAUAAAUUUAGGUUCUUUAUUGAAACAAUUAAAUCUAAUACCAUUAUCAAACAAUUCUGUUGCACUUCAAAAUUCUAAAAUUGAAGAUAUUCAAAAUGAAACUAAAAAGCUAAAAAAAUGUAUUGAAAAAUUGAAUUCUAAAAGUAAUAAUGAUGAUGUAUUUGUUCAGCGAAACCUUAUAAAAAUCCAAGAAAAUUGGGAGAUGCUUAAUAAAUGUGUCAUUGAACGAACUGGACAACUAUCUAGCAUACAAACAGAAGUUAGUAAUUUACAACAAAGUGGAAAGGAACUUUCUGAAUGGUUAGCAGAAAUUGAAUGUGAUAUGGAAGAAAAUAAUUCAACAUUAACAUUGCAAGAAAAAAAAAAUAAGCAGCAUGAUUUAGAAAAAAGAGUAUCGUCUAGGCAUAGAACAGUAAUAAGUUUUUUAAACUGUUCACGCACAUUAUGGUCACAUUCAGAUAGUUUUCAGUCAGAAGUUGAGAGCCUUAGAUUAAGAUGGCAAGUAGUUUUAAAUAAGUUGACAACACAAAGAGAAAGGUUAAAUGAAAUGGAAAAAUCGAAAUCUGAUUUUUCAAGUGUUAUAUCAGCUACAAAAAUUACAAUUGAUCAGACUUUAAAUGUACUGCAAGCUUCUCAGGCCAAUCCUUCAGAAGUUGAUUCAUUAAACUCGAAAAUUUGUUUGCUUAAGUGCAAAGAAGUAGAAUUAUUGACCCGAAGAAAGGAAUUGGAUGCUAUCAAUUCAAAAAAAUUAAAACAACCAAAUGAUCUAGAAUCAAUUAAGUCACUUCUUGAUCAAGUUAUAUCUGAUUUAUCUGAUAAUUUAAUAUGUUUAAAUGGAAAAUUAGCGGCUUUAAAUAAAUUCAUAAAUCAGUUAAAAGAAUUGAAUAGUUGGGCCACUAAAAAAAAAUCAGAAGCAGAUGAAAUUAACCACAAACCAUUUACAGAGAGAAAAUUAGCAACUGAAAAGUUACAUUCAAGCUUAAUAGAGCGUAAUGCAGAAGUUCAAGAUAUUUUGGAAAAUUUUACAAAUAUAGAAAAACAAUGCGAAGGAAUAAGUCAACCAGUGUCUGUGGAUUUACAGGAAAUUGUUAAAUAUCUCAGAGAAAAUUGGAAUUAUUUGAAAAAUGCAAAUCAAAACAUUUCCAAAAAAAAAUCAGUCACAUCAAUUGAAGUAAAAAAAGCAGAAGAAAAUUGGAAAAGUCUAACAAAGAAUGUCUCAGAAACACAUUCCCGUUCAAGUUUACGGUCAUUAUCUCCUGUCAACUCAUCAGAUGCACUUCUCAAUUUAUUAGCUAGUUUUGAUAAAUCUAUUUUACAGAUUUGUGAUUGGUUGGCAUUAGAAGAAAAUAUGUUGCGUCAACAAUCAGUUACAGUUGGGGAUGUGGAUGAUAUACUCCAACUUAUUGAUAAACAAAAGAAUGUAUUACGAGAGUUGGAACAGAAAAAGCCUCAACUUGAUGAACUUGUCCAUACUGCUGAAAACCUUAAAGCUGAUUCAAAUCGACAACAAUUACAUGGCAAAGUGACUAAAUUACGUGAACAUUGGGACGAAACUAAUAAUAAAGUAAUGCAACGUAAAACUGAAUUAAAUGCAAUGUUAAAUGACAGUCAACGCUAUGAAGCAAAGAAAAAGGAAUUAGAUACUUGGUUGACUAAAAUGGAGACCAGAUUACAGCGAAUGAGUUCAGUUGGUAAUACUGCUGAUGUUCUUGAUGCACAGCAGAGAGAACAAAAGACAUUCCAUGUUGAGUUACAUCAAUACAAACAUCAAAUUGACUUAUUUAAUCAACUUACCCAAAAACUAAUAGCUGUAUAUCAAAAUGAUGACAUUUCCAAAAUUAAAAAAUCAACAGAACAAGUAAACCAAAGAUUUCAAAAUUUAAACACUAACAUAAUUAGCCGAGGAAAAGUAUUACAUUCAGCAAUAAAUUCUUUACAGAAUUUAGACAAAUCAUUUGAUAAUUUUUUGGGAUGGUUGUCAGAAGCAGAAUCAUCUAUGGAAACAAUUGAAGCUGAGUUUGAUAAAUGCAACACACUAAAACGAGAUAACACUAAAGCUAUGAACCAACUAAAGGAACUUCAGCAAGAAAUGGAAACAAAAAGUCAAUCUUUAAACUCUCUUGACACAAGCGGAAGAAAACUUCUAGGAAAUCUAUCAUCUCAAGAAGAUGCUGUAAUGCUUCAGAGACGAUUAGAAGAAAUGAAUCAGCGUUGGAAUCAACUAAAAAAUCGUUCUGUUAAUAUAAGAAAUAGAUUAGAAAAUAAUACGGAACAUUGGAAUACUCUUUUAUUAUCUUUAAGAGAACUAGUUGAAUGGAUUAUUAAAAAAGACACAGAAAUUUCAAGUUUUGGUCCAUUAGGAAACGAUUUGACAACUUUGCAAAAGCAACAGGAUGAUCAUAGAGGGUUCCGUAGACAAUUGGAAGAGAAGAGACCAGUUAUUGAUUCUAACCUACGCAGCAGUCGCCAAUACAUAAAUAAUGAAUCUCAAAUUGUAUCAGCUGUAAAAAAUGAAGAAAUUAACAAUACUGGAGAUUCUAGAGGAUAUCGUAGUGCUGAAGAACAAGCCCGUGAUUUAACAAUAAGUUUAAAACGUGAAGUUACUCGUGUUUCUGAACAAUGGAAUUCUUUACUUCAGCGCUCGGAUCAGUGGCAACGAAGCCUGAAUGACUCUAUUAAGAAAAUGCAGUUAUUCCAGAAAGGUCUAGAAGAUUGUACUUCAAAAUUAGCUAGUGUUGAGGCCAUGUAUAAGACAUGGCCAGUCUCUGGUACUAGUGACUCUACAAAACGUCUUCAAGAACUACGGCAAUUUGGAGACCGACUUAAUCCUGUACAAAGAUUAUUGGAAGAAGUAAAUGAUCAAGCUAGCAUACUCGCAACAAACAAUAUUACAAUAUCUGCAUCCAAUAAAAUCACUUUACAGGAUAUUAAUAACCGGUGGAAAGUUUUGCAAUUAGCUAUGGAUGAUAGAUAUAAACAAAUUCGUGAUACUGGUAAAAACAUUAUUAACAACAGUAAUGGAACUUCCCCAGCAAGUCAUAUUGAGGCUUCUACUUCUCUAUUACUGAGUGGAUCAGUGGACCCUCCAUGGAAACGUGAAAUUACUCCCAACAAAGUACCGUAUUAUGUUAAUCAUCAAUGUGAGUCUACAAACUGGGAUCAUCCAAAAAUGUUGGAAUUGAUGUCUUCAUUAUCAGAAUUCAAUGAAGUAAGAUUCUCUGCUUAUAGAACUGCCAUGAAAUUACGGACUGUUCAAAAACGCAUGUCUCUUGAUUUAUUGACCCUAGAAGCUGCUUUAGAAUCAUUUGAUAACCAUGGUCUUCGUGCUCAAAAUGACAAAUUAAUUACUGUGUCCGAAAUGUUAACUAUAUUAGGAUCUAUUUUUGAUACACUAGCAUCUCAACAUCCAUCUUUAGUUCAUGUUCCACUUUGUCUUGACCUAUCUUUAAACUGGCUAUUAAAUGUUUAUGACAGUCAACGAACUGGUCAAAUUCGUGUACUCUCAUUUAAAGUUGGUUUAGUAUUAUUAUGCAAAGGUCAUUUAGAAGAAAAAUACCGUUACUUAUUUAGGCUAAUAGCUGAUCCAAAUAGACAAGUAGAUCAACGCAAAUUAGGACUUUUAUUGCAUGAUUGUAUACAGUUACCACGUCAAUUAGGUGAAGUAGCUUCAUUUGGUGGUUCUAAUAUUGAACCAUCUGUUCGAAGUUGCUUCCAAAAAGCUGGAAAAGACAAAUCUGUUAUUGAAGCAAUGCACUUUUUGGUUUGGCUACAGCAAGAACCUCAGAGUAUGGUAUGGUUAGCCGUAUUACACAGACUAGCUGAAGCUGAAUCUGCCAAACAUCAAGCAAAAUGCAACAUAUGCAAAACAUAUCCUAUAAUUGGUUUCAGAUAUCGGUGCUUAAAAUGUUUCAAUUUUGAUAUGUGUCAAUCGUGUUUCUUUUCUGGUCGUAAAGCCAAACAUCACAAGCUUACUCAUCCUAUGCAAGAAUAUUGUACAACAACAACAUCUGGUGAAGAUGUUCGAGAUUUUACUCGUGCUUUACGUAAUAAGUUCAAAUCAAAACGCUAUUUCAAAAAGCAUCCCCGUGUUGGUUAUUUACCUGUUCAAUCAGUAUUAGAAGGUGAUGCUCUAGAAAGUCCUUCACCAUCUCCACAACAUUCCAACACUCCUACUAUACCUGAUGUUCAUAAUCGUUUAGAAUUAUAUGCUUCACGUUUAGCUGAAGUUGAAUAUAGAGCUCGUAGCAAUUCAACCCCAGAUUCUGAAGAUGAACAUCAACUUAUUGCCCAAUAUUGUCAAUCAUUAAAUGGUGGUUCUGAAACAUUACCAUCAGUCCCUCGAAGUCCAGUUCAAAUAAUGGUUGCGAUUGAUGCUGAUCAACGACAUGAGUUAGAAGCUAUGAUUAAGGAAUUAGAAGAUGAAAACAAUCAUUUGCAAGAAGAAUAUGAAAAAUUAAAAACUGGUUCUGGCAUCAAAGGGUCACAAAAUAUUGUGCCCAAUAAUAAUGGUGAAGUUGACAUGGUAUCUGAGGCUAAAAUGUUACGCCAACAUAAAGGUCGCUUAGAAGCACGUAUGCAAAUACUGGAAGAUCAUAAUAGACAAUUAGAAGCUCAACUGCAAAGACUUAGACAAUUAUUAGAAGAACCAGCCACAUUCCAAACUAGGUCAGUGACUGCUUCCCAAUUAGCAUGUGAUUCUCCUUUACAAAAUUCUUCUGACAAAUCAGGGAAUUGGUCAGAAAAUAAUGGUCGCAAUACUUUAGAGAGGCCCCCUCCUCCACCAAUAACAUCAUCCCAUCACACUGUUGGUAAUCUGCAUCAUAUGGCAGAUGAUCUAGGUAAAGUUGUUACUGAGCUUGUAACUGCCAUGACUACUGAUGAACAUACACAAAUAAAAAAGUAAAUUUAAUUUUUGUUUUUUUAUGUUAAAAAAUUGAUUGGUGUAAUUAUAUGUAUUCUUCAAUUCCCAAAAUGCUGGUAAUUUUUGAUAAGUUAAAUAUCAAUAAAGUAACUUCUCUACUAACAUUUAUUAUAAAAUGUUUAUUAUCUUAAGUAAAACUCAUAAUUUUUGUAGACAUUUGAAACUACAUCACUAGUUUUAUAUGCAAACAAUUAAAUUU